Messenger RNA from Penicillium concentricum, 549 nucleotides. RefSeq names its product cell wall protein PhiA (gene aspf34). The transcript has 2 exons. Lineage: Eukaryota; Fungi; Ascomycota; Eurotiomycetes; Eurotiales; Aspergillaceae. Bases 1 to 549 code for a protein of 182 amino acids. The record is from RefSeq and is a predicted model, not a curated record.
AUGCAGCUCAAGAACCUCGCCAUCGCUGCCUCCGUCAGCGCCGUCGCCUCAGCCGCUCCUUCUACCCAAUCCAAGACCUUCGGCAUCGUCGCCAUUCACUCCGGCAGCGCGGUCCAGUACUCCGCCUUCAACGCCGCCCAGAGCAGCAUCUUUGCCGGUCUCCCUAACCAGGGCGCCAGCUGCGCUCGUCCCAAGGAGCAGCAGGCUACCUUCUACAUCCUCGACGGUGGUCUGUACCUCUACGACCAGUCCGCCACUCCCCAGCAGAUCUACGUCGACCGUUCCGGCAUGGGCCAGGGCAAGAUCGGAUACACCACCGGUGCUCAGCCCGCUCCCAAGAACGCUGAGCGCAAGGGCUGGACCCAGAAGGAUGGUCACCUCCAGUUCGCAGGAAACGAUCUGAUCGCCUGCCCCAACAGCAUUGACGGUGCCUGGAGCAUCUGGGCUUCUGCUGGUGUUUCCAACCCUGCUGGUAACUCCGACUGUGUCGGUAUUGCUGCUCGUGUUGUUGAGACUUCCAAGCCCAAUGGCUGCAGCUACACCCAGUAA